AUGUCCCUCCUGCAGUGUCCCCGGCAAUGUAAUCCGGCGAAUGCCGGCAUCUGUAAUCUGGGUUCCAUCCCCUGCGAGCGUCGGGAAGUACAGGGGACGGAACGGCGAGAAAUUUGAAAAUGACAAAAAUAUAACAUUACUGUAUCAAGGCAUUUCACAUACAUUUUGUCCCGAGUGCUUUGUCCUGUGCCCUGCCUGCAUUUUUACUGUUCUUUCUGCCUGGAAACUGAGAAAUGUCCAUGGCGUCCAAAAAGUGUCCCUUUAGGUCAAAAGCGGUUUUAGACCAGCUAGAGAACAGCGAUAGUAAAUUAGAACCACUUGCAGAAUUGA
Messenger RNA from Staurois parvus, 330 nucleotides. The record is from the annotation of a GenBank genome assembly. Lineage: Eukaryota; Metazoa; Chordata; Amphibia; Anura; Ranidae.